CGUCCGCCCGGCGGGAACUACAUGUCCCGGGGUGCCGCGGGGCGCGGGGCGGUGCGGGCGCGGCGGCGGGGGCGUAGCGAAGAUGGCGGCGGGGGCGCUGCGCCCCGCUCCCGGCUGAGGCGCCGCGCGCUCCCUGCGCCUCAGUGCGGGCGGCGGCGAUGUCGGAGCCGGAGCACCUGGGCGGGAAGCGGGCCGAGUCGGCGCGGCUGCGGCGGGCCGAGCAGCUGCGGCGCUGGAAGGGCUCCCUGACCGAGCAGGAGCCGGUGGCGGCGGGGGGCGGCCGGGGCCGGCACCGAGGCGGCGGGGGGUCCCGCGUCCGCUUCGAGGAGGGGGCCGUCUUCCUGGCCGCCUGCUCCAGCGGCGACACCGAGGAGGUGAAGCGGCUGCUGGGCCGCGGCGCCCGCAUCGACACCACCAACGUGGACGGGCUGACAGCCCUGCACCAGGCCUGUAUAGAUGAGAACCUGGACAUGGUGAAGUUCCUUGUAGACAAUGGAGCCAACGUGAACCAGCAAGACAACGAGGGCUGGACCCCUCUCCACGCCGUGGCAUCGUGUGGCUACCUGAACAUAGCAGAGUACUUAAUUAGUCAUGGAGCCAACGUGGCUGCUGUGAACAGCGAAGGUGAAGUCCCGUCUGACAUCGCAGAGGAAGCAGCCAUGAAGGACCUGCUUCUGGAGCAAGUGAAGAAACAAGGUGUAGACCUGGACAUGGCAAGAAAGGAAGAGGAGCAGCAAAUGCUGCAGGAUGCCCGGCAGUGGCUGAACAGCGGGAGAAUCGAAGAUGUAAAGCAGCCUCGGACAGGUGCCACGGCUCUCCACGUUGCUGCGGCGAAGGGCUAUUCUGAAGUCAUGAGACUCUUGAUCCAGGCUGGGUUUAAUUUGAACGUCCAGGACAACGACGGCUGGACGCCGCUGCACGCUGCCGCGCACUGGGGGGUGAAGGAGGCCUGCUCCAUCCUGGCAGAGGCCCUGUGCGAUAUGGACAUCAGGAACAAGCUGGGCCAGACGCCGUUCGACGUGGCUGACGAGGGGCUGGUCGAGCAUUUAGAAAUGCUGCAGAAGAAACAGACUGUGUUGCGAAGUGAGAAGGAGACGAGGAAUAAGCUAAUUGAAGCCGACAUGAACGGCAAGCCUCAGAGCAGACUCUUCACCAACAAAGAGAAGAUUCUUUAUGAGGAAGACACACUGAAGUCCAUGGAAAUGGAGGAGGAGAACAAGGACUCCAGCAGUUCUAGUUCUGAAGAAGAGGAAGAAGCUGAAGAAGAUGAAGUUUCAGAAUCAGAUGCUGAAAAGGAGUCAGAAAGGAAGGAAGAGCCCUUUGCCAACCACUCCAGCCAUGAACCCAGGCCUAGCAUCACUGAGCAAAUACCGCCACCCGAGCCCAACUCCUUCACUGCAUCUGCCAGAAGAUUCAGUUGGCUCAGCAAGUCAGACGAGCAGAAGGAUGAGUCACCUUCAUCCUGGCGGCUGGGACUCCGGAAGACUGGCAGCCACAACAUGUUGAGUGAAGUCGCUGCUACUCGUGAGGCGCAGAGAGAUAAGACGACUUCUAUCUAUCGUUCUUCGUCAAGUCCUCGGAUAUCUGCACUAUUAGACAACAAAGAAAAGGAUAAAGACAACAAGAGCUAUCUUGCCACAAUAGCCCCCAGAAGACUGAGCAGUACGAGCGAUAUAGAAGAAAAAGAAAACAGAGAAUCGGCGGUUAACCUCGUGCGGAGCGGCUCGUACACCCGCCAGCCCUGGAGGGAUGAAUCAAAGGGAAACGAAGCUCCCCAUUCUGGUGCACCUACUACCUACGUAUCUACCUACUUGAAAAGUGCUUCAUUUGGUAGAAGUAGUGACCUCAGCAGUCCCUACAUUUCAGCCAGUCGCAAUACAUCUCUAGCUACCUCACCCACUACCAUGGGUUCAUCUACCUCCCUGGGCACCCCGUGGCACCCUGCCUCUGCCUGUCCCACAUCCCUCGGUGCGAACACUACUGCAUCAGCCCGCCAGUAUACCAGAGCCCCUUUCAGGCAACAAACUGAUUCUGCUGUAGAGAAAAAUACAGAGGGCAUCUCUGCUAGCACCCCCCUAGGUGUAAUCACAAAUCGUGCUAUACUCGGCUCUGCUAAUGGUAUUGCGAAUGCCGGUGCCGCCUCAACUACAGGAAAGGACUUCUCAGCUGAGGAAGCCAGGGAGCGCAGAAGGUCAUAUCUGACUCCGGUGCGGGAUGAGGAAGCAGAAUCACUGAGGAAGGCGCGAUCCAGGCAGGCCCGGCAGACUCGCAGGUCUACACAGGGUGUGACACUGACAGACCUUCAGGAGGCCGAGCGGACCUUCAGCCGGUCUCGGGCAGAACGACAAGCCCAGGAGCAGCAGAGCGAGAAGGCUGAGAGCACGGAGCCUGCUGGGGACAGCAGCGAGAGGCAGGAGACCCGGUCCCGGUGGAGCAGAAAUACAGACGAGGAGACUGUCUAUCGGCGAUUAAGGUGCCCAGUACAACCAGACAAACCUACGACACCUGUAUCUCCUUCGACGUCAACACCUCUCCUUUAUACAAGUUCAUACCUGUCUCGAACAAAUAAGUAUCUAGGUCUUGACUCGGUGAAUCCGUCUGACUUCAGAGGUGCAGCCACAGAGAUGGAGAAGAAUGAGUGUGAAGAUCAGGAUUUAGACGACAGAUCUCUGAACAAACAGUCAAUCCGAGAGAGGCGGCGGCCAAAAGAGAGACGAAGAGGCACCGGCAUCAUUUUCUCGACAAAAGAUGAUGAUGAUGAAGUUGAUGGAAAUGAGGAGGUGAAGGAAACUCGGCAUGAAAGACUGUCCAGGUUGGAAGCCGCUACGAACCCCACCACCAGCGACUCCUCCUACAGCGACCGUGCCUCCAGCCGCUCCAGUGCCUACACCCGCAGGGAGAACCGGUUAGCCGCCCUCAGCAGCAGGGCAGAAGAGGAGACUAACAGGGACUAUAAAAAAUUAUAUGAAAGCGCCCUGUCUGAAAAUCAAAAGCUGAAGUCAAAACUGCAGGAAGCCCAGCUUGAGUUGGCCGACAUCAAAUCGAAGUUGGAAAAAGCCGCCCAGCAGAAACAGGAGAAAACUUCUGACCGGUCCAGCAUGCUGGAGAUGGAGAAAAGGGAGAAGCGAGCCCUGGAGCGGAAACUCUCGGAAAUGGAAGAGGAGAUGAAGAAUCUCCACCAGCUCAAACAGAUUCACACUCUGAGGCAGAUGAAUGAGCAACUGCUGGCUGAAAACAGGGCUCUGACCCGGGUCGUAGCCAGACUUUCUCUGCCUGCCAAGCCCUCCGAAUCAGAGGAGCUGUAGCUGCUUUCCCUCCGGCUCAUCUCGCCUCCCUCUUCCACUCUUCCAGGCAGGUCUCCGCUCCCUUGGCCGGGCUGUCCCUCCCCCCUCGCCUCCUUGCUCCCGAGGGCGACUGAUGCAGCUUGUGGCUCAAAAGCAGCAUGUGGCAAAGGAAAAGCCAAAAAGCAUGGUGUUACUGCCCGGCUGGAGGCUCUGUUCGGUCCUGCUGACUUUUGCUGUGCUUGGCAGGCGACGCCGCCCUCGCCGUUCUAACGACCGCGUCGGGGGCUUGCCUUCUCCUUGCGGAUGGGGUCCGUGUCUCCCGUCAUCCUGGAGAGAACUAGGAGUCAGCCAGGAGGGAACUAAGAGGACGGGCUCCCUGCCGUGCCGGGAAGGCGUAGAGUUGGGUGGAUGGCACCAGGGUGGCUACUGAUGGACCAGCUGCUUCCCCGUGGCUUAACGCUGGCCAAUGGCUUGGAGGGUGGCUCGUCAGUGCUGGGGGUCAGCCAGCAGCCCCCUCCCCGUCGCCUUACCUCGAAACAGGUGGUUUGUGCGAUGUGUCUGUUCAUAAUGUAAUUCUUUUUUAAUUGGGCUUGGUUCAGUAAGAAGCCGGCACCCAGCAAAGAAGAUCAUCCGAAGGCAGAAUGAACAAUGUGAUGCAUUUCUAGGGGUGUUACGAAAAGCGCACAUUUUGGACAGGAAGGUGAUUUUUAGAAAACCUACAACUGGGCAGCCCUCAGCAGGUUUUCUUGGUCGCUUGAGGAAAGAGAACAAGCUCCUUCCCGCAUUUUAAAGCGCCUGAGUUCAGUUUUGGAGCCUGAGUUCGCGGGCUGCAGCACCCCCUCUGCCUCCUGCCCUCAGCUCCAGCGCAGCCCGCGGGGACCCACCACACGCGCAUCCUUUUUUCGUCUUCUGUUUUAAAUUCAGUGCAGCGCAAUUAGUGUUUGAAAUCCAAGGACAAGCCUUCCAAAGGCUGUGCCCUCACACAUCACACAGUUAAAUUACAUCAUUCCUUGCUACUUCAUUGGUUCGGCGCUAAAAUAGAGCUGUAAAUGAUUCUUUCUUAGGGCCCUACUUGUCUUUUGCAGGUUAGUAGGGAUAUUCAGGUCCUUUCAGACAUAGCUUUUUUUUUUUUAAAAAAAAGGAAGAAGCAGUAUGCUCUCGUGGGCUGGAAGUGGCACUAAGGCAUAAAAAAAUCUAUUCUUAGCACACAAAUUAUACCAAGGCUGAUUAACCGUAGUAACAAACUAACCAGGGGAAUUGCGGCUUCCCCUUUCCGGGAGUCUCAGUUCAAGCCCACGUGCGGAUCACAGGGGGAUGGUUGGUGUUAUCUGGCCGGAAUUGUGCAGAUGGUCAGAUUAAAUGAUCUCACCGUCUUUCUGGUUUAAAUCUGCGAAAAGUAUUCUCGGCCCUGUCACUGACUCAUUCCUUCUCACAAGCGGUGAGUUGAAGUCAUUCUCCUUCCCGACGUGCUUUGACAUCUGAGAGGGAAAAUUGAGUAAAACUAUUUCCAGACUCGGGGAAAUAAUGUUUCACAAACUGUAAGUCACCGGUGUUUCUUCUGCUCCUAGGAAAUACCCACGUUAUCGCUUUCCGCCCGCUGGCCCCGCUCUGCUCUGCCGCUUCCCGCUUCGCCUGUAGGUCUGCGGUUGGCUGCUGGUGGCCGGGCUGGAGGAGCCGCGGCUCCGCGAGCUCUGCUGAGGGUUUUUCAGCUCCUUUAGUAGGUCUAACGGAGGAUGUUGCUGGUACCUGCAAACCUUGUCUCACCGGUGUCUGUAGAUAUCACAGCGAUACAGUAAUGUCACUGUUGGACAGAUUUACCGUGCUCUUGCAGCAGUGGUGCUUUUCAAAGAAUCUCAUUUUCCAAAAUCCACGUAAUUUCUGAAGUCUCCCCUUCUCCGGUGUCACAGGUAACACCCAGCGCCGCUGCUCGGGCCAGCCUCUAGCCCAAAACUCACUUUACGCCAACGCUGCGUCAUGGUCGGUGUCACCGUCCCCCGUGGCCGUGCCACAUCCCUCCUUACCCUUCCCAAUUAGGCACUGACGAACCUUCAGGGUUCAGGCCCCGCGUGACCAGCCCGCUUCACCUGCAUUCGUUUUACCCGACUCAAGGCUUCUUUGCUCCGAAGUGGGGAAUGCCCUUGGCCUGGGAGGAAUGGAAUGUUGUCAGAUGGAUUUUUAGUUUUCAGGAAGCUUCACUGGGAAUGGAUGGAGUAGGGUCACAGCCGGGAAACUUUUCGAGAAGCGCUUGCUUUACACGUAUUUCUUCCUUUUUGAAUAAAUCCCCAAAGUUGCACGCGUGCAAGGCGUUGCCACCUUCAGAGCUCCCAGUGAGCUGUAGAACCGGGCUGGUUGCUCCCUGCUGUGGCCUCUGGGAACCUGUGACAGAUUGUCUCUACCAAAGCAAGUGGCAGAACUUCCUACCAGCACCUCAUUGCAGGGAUGGACACGCUCCAGACGGCAAGGCCACCCCAAGCGGUGACGUAGAGAGGACGGGGACUGUCCGUCGCAGACCCCAGUAGGUGGUCGACCUGCCGCAGUGUGCCGGACCGGGAGGCACCGUGCGUGUUGUGGGUGUCAGAUGAAGCUCAGGAGGGAGCGGAGGAGCGCGGAGUGAGAUGGCGAGUGCUCGCCCCGUUUCUCUGGGCUCCUUUGGUGGUGGGCGAUGCCUCUCGUUUGGCCGUGAGAAAUUGCAUAAAGAGGCAUGACUGCUCUUCUGGUGACAGCCCUGUCGUGGAGGUGUCGCUGUCGCGCCACCGCGGGGUCCAGUGAGACACUUGUAAGCGUCAUCAGCCGAAGCUCUGGCCAGCCCAUCACACAGUUUUACUCUUUCCCCAAUAUCUCGCCAUGCUGCACUUCUCCUCCUCCUCCUCUGUCUUGCAAAACCUCCCAUGGAGCAUCCCCCGCCAGCGCCAGCGGGGACGGGCGUGUUGGGAGGAGGGAAUUGCUCCCACGGAGCGGUGGGAGCUGGCGUCCGCCCCGGGACCGGCCCGCGCUCGGCAGCGGCGGCAGCCGUGGAGGGGCUGCAGAUGCGAGGACCGGGCAGGAGGUGGUGGUCAGAGCCAAAACUCCAGCUUAGGAGGAGGGAGAAGGUUUCGUGGGGAUUUUGAAUUUUGGGGGGGAAUUCCUCUGAGAUCUGCCUUGGCGGAGAGAUGUCAUCGCUGAGCUCAUACCGGUGCCGUUCGUGCCUGCGUGUCCCCGCUCCGCCCUGGCGUGUUCAGCGGGCUCCGGGGCUGGUCGCCCUCGGGGCUGCUGGCACCCGUGGGGUGAGUUACACCCUCUGACACCCGGGACGGGAGCACGGGGUCUCCUUCCCAUCCCCGAACGGCGGGGAACGCUCCCCUGAAGGUCACCCGCCUGCACGGUGGGAAGCAAGGGGAGUCGGGAGGGUUUUUGUGCCGAUGAGAAAUGCUGGAAAGGUCUUGUUGAAGCUGUUUCUUCCUCUAUUUCUAAUUAAAAGGCUUUUGUCUGUGCUGCAGUCCCUGGUUGAGCUCCAGCAUUAACCACUGGGCACCAAGGAGGUAGCUCAGGAUGUUCUGCCAGUCCCCUGGCCGUGGCAUGCGCGUGUGCGUUAAACAUCUGUCAGGUCCCAAAGAGAUUUGGGUUUGUUCUAACAAGGUUUUGCAAGCCAGGCUUGGUCCAGUCCUGAGCGAGAAUUCCAGACCUUUGUUUUCCCCUCUAGUCCUGGCAAAAUGGAAAAAAACAAAUGAGACAAAACAGCUUUACGCUUUUCUGCGGAGCCCUAAUUAGCCUCUGGGAACAGGUUUGGGAUGAAAGAGCUCAGAAAAGGGUCUUGCCCUCCCAGCCUGGUCCUGACCUGGUGCUGGGGCCGUGGCAACGCUUCUCACCACGGCCUUUCCCGGCUCCGGGGGCUCCCUGGCUCUUUGCAGUGCUCGUGUCGCCUCUCGGCCCCUCCGCCCCUGAUGCCCGGUUUGUAAAAAUCCUGGAGACAAUGACAGAGAAAUUACUGACAUUGAGAAUGCGCUGGGCGGAGGGGAUGCGGCGUCCCUGCUGCUCCCUCCGAGCCGCAGGGCUCGUCCAGCCGGCAGCGCCGAGCCGUGAUCCCACCUUGUCUUUGUCUC
Messenger RNA from Chroicocephalus ridibundus (black-headed gull), 7363 nucleotides. It is a transcript of the gene PPP1R12B, whose product is annotated as protein phosphatase 1 regulatory subunit 12B. Gene Ontology annotation, cellular component: Z disc; A band; cytoplasm. Lineage: Eukaryota; Metazoa; Chordata; Aves; Charadriiformes; Laridae. The transcript is spliced from 25 exons. The coding region runs from base 159 to 3305 and encodes 1048 amino acids. Gene Ontology annotation, molecular function: enzyme inhibitor activity; phosphatase regulator activity; protein kinase binding. The record is from RefSeq and is a predicted model, not a curated record. Gene Ontology annotation, biological process: signal transduction.